This is a messenger RNA of Mytilinidion resinicola, 1014 nucleotides long. RefSeq names its product GTP cyclohydrolase I. NCBI's taxonomy places the organism in Eukaryota, Fungi, Ascomycota, Dothideomycetes, Mytilinidiales, Mytilinidiaceae. Gene Ontology annotation, cellular component: cytoplasm. The record is from RefSeq and is a predicted model, not a curated record. The transcript is spliced from 3 exons. Gene Ontology annotation, molecular function: GTP cyclohydrolase I activity; GTP binding; zinc ion binding. Bases 1 to 1014 code for a protein of 337 amino acids. Gene Ontology annotation, biological process: tetrahydrofolate biosynthetic process; tetrahydrobiopterin biosynthetic process.
AUGGGCUCUCCGCCUCUCAAACCCAAAUCGGCCCUGCCUACCCACCUCACCAACGGCUCCUCUCCCCUCAACGGUGCUGCGACUGAAACUCGCGACCGUCGCGAACGCGAAUCCCUCUUCGCUGCCAUCCAAUCCUCCAGCAGCACCGGCCGCCAAGCGAUUGACUUCGACGAUGGCCCUCAAAGACCGGACCUGCGAGCGCCAGCAUUGAAUAGAGCAACGGCGACAAGGUCGAGGGAUCAGCCUGCCAACGGUGCGAAUAGUGCGGUUGGAGACGAGCUCGAGGAGGAGCCGGCGCGGGAUCCGAGGGAGACAAUCGUCAGUCCGAGCCCGCUGGCCAUGAGCCGCGCACAAAGCCCGUACACUCAGCAUCCGACGAUUGACUUCGAUGGCUUGAGUUGGCCGAGUCGCGGCACCCGUGAACGUAAAGAAGCCACCGAGGAGCAGAAGGAAGAGCGUCUUGGAAAGCUCGCCGGUGCAGUACGCACAAUACUGGAAUGUCUCGGCGAGGACCCGGAGCGUGAGGGGCUGCUGGGCACGCCUGAGCGCUAUGCGAAAGCUAUGAUGUUCUUCACGAAAGGCUACGAAGAGCACCUGAAGGACAUUGUGAACGGAGCGGUUUUCCACGAGGACCACGAUGAGCUCGUGAUUGUGAAGGAUAUUGAGAUAUUCUCACUUUGCGAGCAUCACCUGGUCCCGUUCACUGGGAAGAUGCACAUAGGGUACAUUCCCAAUAGGCGGGUGAUAGGCCUUUCCAAGCUUGCCCGUAUAGCCGAGAUGUUCUCAAGGCGGCUCCAAGUUCAGGAACGCCUGACGAAGCAGGUCGCUCUGGCUCUCUCUGAGGUCCUACAGCCGCAAGGCGUUGCUGUAGUCGUAGAAUCUAGCCAUCUCUGCAUGGUCAUGCGAGGUGUACAGAAGACUGGCUCAAGCACAAUUACUAGCUGCAUGCUAGGACGCAUGCGCUCAACCGCGAAGACGCGCGAGGAGUUCCUCAACCUCUUAAACCGGAGGUAA